CUUGUCAGAUUAUCAAAGGUUAUAGGAAUACCUGGAUUCAUUGUAGAUCAUCUCGAUCUUGAUGCGGAAAUCGGUGGAUGAUCUUUGACCGGGCGAUACUGGUAACAUCACGACCCGGGAGGUUUUGGCAGUCUUCCUCAACCAAGCCGCCUCAGUUCCUUUACGAGAGAGCUCUCAUCUUUUUGAUGGGGAGAAGAUGAGAUUUCUUGGUCUUGGUGAAUUGGGGACCACAACCUCAAGCUCCUUAUAUACUAGUUCACCAUGGGCUCCCAUAAAACCCAAGGUGAUCAAGUAUUGGGUUUCCACCCAUUGGACCCAUGUUGGGCUUGAGUAGUCAUGAGCCACAUAAAAUAGAUCACUUCAUUUAGCUCAUCUAAGCAAAUAACAAAUAUAGUGUGUUUGUAAAUUUAUGGCCCACAUAAGUUAGGAAAUGAAUUUCCUAACACCUUGAACGUUGAUUCGAUGAAUCAUCUCCAGAAUUCUCGGUGAACAGGUCGUCAAAUUCGCCGAUUGCGUUAGGGUUAUCUAUUCGAGCUCCGCGGUCGAUUAUGACGUCCAUGGGAGCGGAGAAAACAUUUCUUAAGAGCUGGGCGAUGGGUUUUGGUUUGUGAGAGGAGAGGAGCGGUCGGCGGGAAGGAAUGCGGAAACGACGAUGAAUACUCUAUUGUCGAGGGAAGCAUUAGAGGAGGAACCGUGCUUUCUGUGGACUAUGGGGUGGGUACUCGGCCGGGUAUAUAGGUAGUGAACCGGUUAGGAUUGUGUGGGUUAAAUUAGGAUGAUUAAAUAUUUUUUAUUAAUAUUUUCAAUGACGUGUCAUGCUGAUUACGCAAAAGUAACGUGUUUUUGCACGGAAGUGGAUGGAUGGACUUUUUUGUUAUUCCCUCAAACUUGUUUUACUGAAACAUGCAAAAUUUAAUAUUUGUGACCAUUUUGUACAAAGUAAAUAGAUUUGUGACCAUUUAUGAUAAUUACCCGGGUAAACUGAGAAGCUGAGAGCCAAAUACAACUUCCGUUUUCGGGUUCAAAUGAACCGAAACCGCUAUGCCACAUUUUCGGGUUGAAACCGAAACCAAAUCCACUUGCUUGCUAUCAUUUUUGGGUUCGGAUUGAACCGUAAACUCAAAACCGUUUUGACAGUCCUAAAUUUCGGAUACUUGGAGACUGGAGCUCAACUACGACGCCGACCUUCUCGAAUUAAUUGGACCAGUCGGCAGAGAUUUUUUUUUAUACUUAUAGGGGCCUUAAUUCAGUUGCCAAUUUUCUUUCCAAUAGAAAUCAAACAUCCAUCGGUGGUCAUUCACCAUAAUCAAUGGUGUUUGGCGACAAAACUAUUAUUGUUUUGAAAAAUUGUACAUCAACUCAUAACUUCCGUGGUACACAUUAUUCCACGUGGUAAAGUUAAUUUUGAAUUGGGCCCAUGAACGGAAGGACAUAGUUUUCCAAGGUUUGUCUGGAGCCUAAAGUGAGACCUUGGCAGUUUCUCUCUAACUCAUUCUGUCUGGUCCCAGAAAACCUUGAGCAAAAGCUAGCGUUGGCAAUGAAGAUGGCUGGUAACGUGGCCUUCAUGCCGAGAAAUCAAGGUUUGGUGUAAGAGAUGAAGGAUGACACCCAAGCCAGCAUCAGAGGAAUUGAUACAUAAACACUUGAAGACAGAAGGCUAGCUGCUGCAGGUCAUGGCUGCAUCAACGAAACUCUUGAUUCCACUACUAGUUUUCUUCAUCAUCAGCAGCACUAACAAUGUUUCUGCAAAUUCUACACCAACCAUACUUCAAUCAGCCGCAGGUUGCUCAAAUGGCCAAUGCCAGCUCCGAGAUGGAUGCUCGAAUGACAGAGAUUGCGCGGCGGGGCUCUACUGUUUGUCUUGCUCUCUGGCCUUCAAUGGCUCCAGAUGUGUUAGAUCAACCAUAACAGACCAGUUCAAGCUUCUGAACAAUUCUCUGCCUUUGAACAAGUAUGCAUUCUUGACCACCCACAACUCGUUUGCCAUUAGAGGAGAGCCACCCCGCACUGGAAUCCCUAGGGUUACUACUACAAGUCAGGAGGACUCUGUCACCCAACAGCUAAAUCACGGAGUCAGAGCACUGAUGCUGGAUUUAUAUGACUUUAGGGGUGGAAUCUGGUUGUGCCAUUCAUUCAGGGGGAAAUGCCGGGAUUACACAGCAUUUGAACCUGCAAUGGAGACUUUGAAAGAAAUAGAGGCAUUCAUGUCAUCAAACCCAUCAGAGAUUAUAACUUUGAUCUUAGAAGAUAAUGUCAAAACCCCAAAUGGCCUGUCACGAAUAUUCGAGUCCUCUGUCUUGAAAAGAUACUGGUUUCCUCUCUCCAAAAUGCCUCAAGGUGGCAAAGACUGGCCUUCAGUGAAGGACAUGGUUGCCAGUAACCAAAGGUUGAUAGUCUUCACAUCUGAUCGAUCCAAGCAACAAGCUGAAGGAAUAGCUUAUCAAUCGAACUUCAUGGUUGAAACUCAAUGUAAGCCAUUCUUUCUAUGUUCUUACUCUUUUUCCAAAAGGGAACUAUAGAUUGAGAAGGUAAAUAUGGGGUUUUUUGGCAGAGGGGAGUGGUGGGUUGAGGGGAUAUUGCAUAAACAGAAGAGAGUCGGCGCCAUUGGGCGACAAGACCAAAAGUUUGGUACUUGUGAAUUAUUUUGGGACAGUACCAGUGGCAGAUGUCUCGUGUCGGUACAAUUCGAGGGGAUUGAUGGAGAUGCUUGGGAAAUGUUAUGUCUCAGCUGGGAACAGAUGGGCUAACUUAAUUUGUUGCGGUUGAUUAUUACAAGGUAAUCAAAAUCGUAAUUAAGUGGUAAUACAGUUGGAUGUUUUUAGUUAAGCAAUUAGGUUGCUGAAUUAAUUUGGGGUUUUGGCAGAGGAGUAACGAGGGAGGAGUGUUUGAGGCGGUGGAUAAGUUGAAUGGAGAAAUGUUGUGUGGAUGUCACGAUGUUCGUGUUUGCGUGGUGAGUUUUUUUUUAUUGAUGACCGGUUCGUUAUUAUUCUCCAACGGUUAUGUUAUUGCUAUACGGAUUUCGAAAAUGCUAAAUAUCGCUGAGAUUUUUGUAGACAGAUUCAAUAUUUUAGGAACUUGGGAUUGGCUGAAGCAGUAAAGUGUGACGAAUAAAAUGUUCUUUGUUCAUAAAUAUAAAUUUAUUGUGGAAUUUAGUAGGAGUUGUGCGAUGUGAUCUGUGUGUAAUUUUAAUAUUUUGCAGGGUGGGUCGUUGGUGAAAUGCAAAUGACAUUAUGAUGAAUGUUGCAUUAAGCAUGGACUUAUAGAGCAAUCAGAAUAUUGCCGACAAUUGUAUUUUCUUCAUAUUUCGUCUCUUUGUGUCUUCCAUUCAAGAUGAAUACUUGUGACUUCCAUUUUAGAUGAAUAUUUUUAACUUCCAAUUUCCCAUAGCUCAAUUUCAUGUUAAUUUCCCUUUUCCUAGUAACUCUUGUAUUCACCAUUGGCAAGAGUGAUUGAAUAGAUAAUUAUCCAGCUCUAUUGGCAAUGAUCAAACUUUGAGCUCAUAAAUAAAGAAAAAUAUCUAUGAUUA
Molecule: messenger RNA, 3526 nt
Organism: Linum trigynum
Lineage: Eukaryota; Viridiplantae; Streptophyta; Magnoliopsida; Malpighiales; Linaceae
Source: the annotation of a GenBank genome assembly